Messenger RNA from Cyprinodon tularosa, 5365 nucleotides. It is a transcript of the gene mllt10, whose product is annotated as MLLT10 histone lysine methyltransferase DOT1L cofactor. Lineage: Eukaryota; Metazoa; Chordata; Actinopteri; Cyprinodontiformes; Cyprinodontidae. Gene Ontology annotation, molecular function: histone binding; nucleosome binding. Gene Ontology annotation, cellular component: nucleus. The transcript is spliced from 21 exons. Gene Ontology annotation, biological process: regulation of transcription by RNA polymerase II. The record is from RefSeq and is a predicted model, not a curated record. Bases 551 to 3652 code for a protein of 1033 amino acids.
GACACUUUGGUCAAGGAGGAGCUGGCACUUGUAAGAGCAUAGACGUUUUAUGACACAAACCCACUGCCCCAUGCCAAAACAAUGAAUUCUUCUCCACCCCCCACUGCCACAAGAGAAUGUGAUUUUUACUUGCAAUCCGAGCCUGAAGUAUGCGUGGACAGUGGUGGGGGGAGGGCUCUCUUCACCUUUCACCCCGCCGUGUUGGGACUGUUUGUAUUUCCCCCUCUGUCCCUAUGCUCCCUGAGUAAGCUAAAUACUGAUAAAUGCGCUGUAAGGGGGGAAAACAAAGCAUGGCAAGAGUGGGUUGGUUUCACCUUUCUGUAUUCAUUUCUGCUGCAAAACAACUGAUAGAAAGAAGUCUGCAUAGUUAUCAAGAUAUCAGGGCAGGAAUGCCCAACCAUUUUUUUAAGGAUGCACCCUUUUUGCAUGCAACAUAUUGGUGAUUUUAAUCUUUAAUUUUAAACAAAAGUCACAGGUAUUUAUCACACAUGUUUCUGCCAAACAUGGAAAUUUUAGCAACACUGGAUUUGCAGGAAUACAUUUUAUUUAAAUGAUAGCAGCCUGCUAUGGAAUUGUUCAGGUGCCGACUGGUCCAUGGUUCUGCAGAAAGUGUGAAUCCCAAGAAAGAGCGGCCCGUGUGAGAUGUGAGCUCUGUCCCCACAAAGAUGGAGCCCUCAAGAGGACGGAUAACGGAGGCUGGGCCCAUGUUGUUUGUGCCCUCUACAUACCAGAGGUGGAGUUUGCUAAUGUCUCUACUAUGGAGCCCAUAGUUCUACAGUCUGUCCCACAUGAACGCUAUAACAAGACAUGCUACAUAUGCGAGGAGCAGGGCAGAGAGAGUAAGGCAGCCACCGGAGCCUGCAUGACCUGCAACAAACACGGCUGCAGACAGGCCUUCCAUGUCACAUGUGCCCAGUUUGCAGGUUUAUUGUGUGAAGAACAAGGCUCAGAUGCAGAUAAUGUCAAAUACUGUGGAUAUUGCAAAUACCAUCACAGCAAACUGCGAAGGAGCAGGGGCCGUGGUAGUAGGUCUCAAAGCUUAAGUGACUCUUCCUCUCAGUCUAUGGAUAUACCCUCAGAGCAGGACAAGAAGAAGCACAAGGAGCGAGACAGACAUAAACCUAGACACAAGAAAGGCUCCAUGGACAUGUCUCCAUCGCUUGUUCUUCCUAACAUCAUGGUCCCUGACAAGACCUACAACAGCGGCACCACAGGAGGAGGCGUUCCCUCUCUGCCCGCGGCCUCUCAGAAGCGUUUAGACGACAGUAGUGGGCGAUUCACCAACGCCAACUUCCAGGAAGUGUCGUCGGCUCACUCGGGGGGGCCGUCCAAGGACGGCCUGGUGGCAGAUGCGACCAAGGCGGCGUCCGAAGGCAAGAACAAAAAGAACAGCGGCGGCCCUCACGCCGUCGGACAGAGGAGCGGCCGCAAGUCUCUCACUUCGUCUGGGAAACCGUUACCCUCAGCGGUGGUCACCAUGGCUACCUCCUCUACAUCUGCCUCCGCUUCCACGGGGCCUUUCCAUCAAGGCCUGCUGCUGACGAGUGCCAGCAAGGCUCCCGCCGCUCCAUCCUCCUCAGACUUCCUCAGCUUCACAGACUCAACGCUGCGUCCCGGCGGUGGAACCACUUUUUCCUCCCCUCCGUCUUUCAGCAGCUGUCUGGUCAAGCCGAGCUCUGAGGGCGGGGCAUCAGAGGGAACCACAACUCUUUUUGGUUCUCUGAUGUCUGCGACCACAACCUCUGCAGCGGUUGGUGGAAAGCUGUACGAGAACUCCCACAGUCACACCGCCAGCGAAACCACCAGCCUCGUCGGAACGACCGGCUACAAACGAUCCCAGGCCUCCAGCAGCGGGCUGGGGAUGGGCGGCACGAUAGCAGGAGGGGAGGACGGCGUGAAGAAGAAAAAGAAGGGCAACUGGCGAAACCGAUUCGGACCUUGUUUCACCACAGACACAAAGCCCUCGGAGGCAGCUCCAUCCCUAACCCUCCCCACCUCCUCCUCCUCUGCAGCCAGCAUCACCUCCUCCUCCUCAUCUUCCCCAGCCUCCACCGCCUCGGCUACGCCCUCGACUCUCUCAGGCCGACCAGGCUUAGUUUCCAGCAGCGGUUUGGGAGCGGGGAUAGGAGGAGACAGGGCGAUCGGGGUCCUGGGCGUCGGCAUUCAGAAAUCCCCGUCACUUCUCAGGAACGGAAGUUUGCAAAGCAGUAGCAGCUCCGCAACCAGCAGCUCAGGUGUCUUCUCUGCAGCCGACGGGUCAUCGUCGGGGACAGCAGCCGUCGCCAUGGGCGGGGCGUGCGCCGAGUUGUCACAGCAACAGCAGCCCACACCUUCCCUAGCGCCUCCCUCUCCAUUCACAGCCACGGCACCGCUCAACAGCACAGCCUCCACACACGCUCUGCCGGGCCCCGUGUUCAACCUGGCCCCCCCACACAUGUUUGGCAACAGGCUGAACCCCAACUCCAGCAUGGCAGCUCUCAUCGCUCAGUCUGAGGCCUCGCCAGCAGAUCAGGAGGUUGGAGACGGCGGCGGCAGCAGCAGCGGAUCUCAGGGCUUCUCCAUACGAGCUUCUCCUAAGACCACCCCGCGUUCUCCCAUUGGCGGCCUGCAGAUCCGUUAUGACUUCUCUGGGUCAUUGCCGGGGCCAGGGCUGGGGUUGCUAGGGACCGGGGGAGGCGGCGGGGAGACGCUGCCCCCGGUGGCCACCAGCAUCGAGCAGCUCCUAGAGAGGCAGUGGAACGAAGGGCAGAACUUCCUGCUGCAGCAGGGAGCACAAGGCGACGUGGUGGCCAUGUUGAAGUCGCUCCACCAGCUGCAGGAGGAGAACAGGAGGCUGGAGGAGCAGAUUAAAACCCUGACCAUGAAGAAGGACAGGCUACAGCUUCUCAGCGCGCAGCUAUCAGUGCCUUUUACCCAGACGACCACUUCCUUUGCUGAUGUGAAGGGGUCCCACCUCGGAGCCACAGACUCAUCUCUACCUUUGGCAGCUCAGGACGCUGCAUCAUGCGGAGGUCACAGCAGCAGCGGCUCCACCUCCUCGCUCUCCGCCUCCCCCUCCGUCUCCCAGAGCCCGCCUCAGCCAGCGCUCAACGGUGUCGCCACGACGGCCGGGCUGGGUGGGGUCGCGGGGCUGAUGGGCGCUCUGGGUGCGGGAAACACAUUGGGCAUCGGCGGGAUCGUCGGCGCGUUGAACGGAGUGAUCCAACCGACGGCGGGCCCCGGCAGCCCUCACACUACAGGGGCGGCGGCCGUCACGCUCCCCGUUAAUAGCAGCUCAGCAGGUAGUAAGAACAGCGCCGCUCGCCUUGGCCUUCUGUCCGAGCAGCAGAGACUCCUCCUGCAGCAGCAGCAUCAGCUGCAGCAGCUGCUGUCCUCCCAUUCUUCCGCGGACCAGCAACAGCAGGCGUUGCUCCUCCAGCUGAUGCAGCAGCAGCAACAGCAGCAGGACCUCCAGCAGCUGCAGUCUCAGAUUCCCCCGCUGCCGCUCUCCAACACUCAGCUGCCCAUCACCAACCUGCUUCCCGGCGCUCAGGGUCAGAGCCAAGGCGCCAUCGCCACCAACCCUUUCCUGGCGAUGCAGCACGCGCACACCGACACAAAGCCGCGUGCGGCGGAGAAAGCCGUGGGCAUCACGGGCCAGGAGAAGACAUGACACUCUUGAUUUAGAGGUUUCCUCUUCAAUAAAUAUGCAGUCGUAAGAUCAGAGUUCAGCAGCUGGACAGAAACCUGUUUCUGAAAGAGUAUUGCUAUUCGUCUCGUGGAGCUCCUCACUCAGACUGGGCCUGCUCACCUCGGUUCUGCAGCUUUUUUUUCUGGUUUAAAACUUGACCCUGAAUUCUGUUUAUAUGUGUGCUAUUUAUUUCAAUCUAACUUAUGGUUUUGUUCUUUUUUUAACUUUAUAGCUGCUCCUUGGUUCUUAGUGUUUUUAGUUUAGUUUUUUUUAUUUAAUUAGUAUGUAGCAUCAGAUUAAAAAAUAUCUUUUCCUCCUUGAAAUGUCAGCUUUCUUGAAAGUUUCAAGGUAAUUGUUUCUAUCAUAGUUCUGACUCUUGUUUCCUGUCUUCUUGGCUUCUUUUUGUUUCCAUCUUGAUGUUUCACUCUCAGGGGCCUCCGCUAACCAGAGCCGUUUGCUCAACAGCCGAGCUGGCGCACAGAGAACUGCGAACCUAAAAAAAAAAAAAAAAAAGAGAACAAGCAGCAAAACAUGAAUGAGUAUAAAAAUACACUUCCCUGGAAUAGCACUGAACAGUAGCAGAUGUAUGUUUGACAUCUGUCUCGCAGCAGUUCCCGAGGGGAAUAUUGGGUCAGCGUUGUGGAAAAAAAAAAAAAAAGAGAGAGAAAUUACCCACUAGUCUGCUGCUGCUGCUGCCUUUCUCCCCACGUCUAUUUCACUCUUUGUGUGCUGCAGAUCCAUUAAUGUCAGCGAGCCAAGCGUCGCACCGUCACCGCAGAAGCCUUGCCGUCGACUGUCUCUUCUCUGGGCCAGAUAUAGGGGGCUCAGUCAGGGAGGGGGAAUCAAAAAGAAAAAAGACUUAAAGGCAGCCUGAUAGUUUAGGGAUGCUGUAAUUCAUCUAGCUUGGAGGCAGAAAACAGAAUAAAAGCCCAAUCUUCCUGAUUGAGCCCCCUGCUUGUACCUACCUCUUCGAGCAGGACCUAAAAAGGCCGACCGCUGCGGCUGCUUUAACCCCCCCCACACACACACACACACACAACAGUCAGGAUUGGCCGAUCAGGGUCCGAUCCCAAGUGCCUGAGGCCAAAUAAGUGGGGGCGGGGGGUUAGAUCUGGGGUUUGUACCUUGCAAAUUUUUUUUUUUUUUUUUUUUUUUUACAGCUCGCCUGGUGAUUACUGCCCUGCUGUAGACACCAGAAUUAAGAAAAACACUUUCCACCUCUUCUUUUUUUUUUCAAACCAGGAAAGUUUAUUCUGCUAUGUUCUUUAAUAUAAAAAGAAAAUGACUGUUGUGAGUUUUGUUUUAUUAUUUUUUUCCCCUGGAAUAUGUAUUGUGCAUGAAAUGAUAUAUUUUAAAGAAAGCUCACUGAUUCUUUUUUUUUUUUUGCAAUUUAACAUCCUUUUGUACUACUGUGUACAGUUAUGUUUAUUUCGUCCAACACAGUCUGAUUUUGCUGUAAUCUAAUGACGUCUGCUCUGUGUCAUGUGUUUGAAAAGCUAUUUAAUAGUCGGUUAAUGGGGGGGGGGGGGUGUAUAUAGCUGCUUGUGGGGGUGGAGGAAGGUGUUUGUCGUGGCACAGUCUCUAUACCUCGUUAGGUGCACAUAAACCUUUCUCAUUGGCCAUUUGGUGUACAUAGGUGAUUACGAAAGCCGCAAGUUUUUCUGUGUGAGAAAAAUAAAAUGAACAGUGACUGGA